UACUCAGAAUCUGCAGAAUGUGACAGGGAAUACUUUACCAGACAUGAGACAGAAUGAGCCAGAGUCACUCCCAACAUUUUGAGCAACCAAACGUAAAUCAAUGUUUCUUUACCGUACGAUUUUAAAACUUUACUCUGCGAGCUCUCCGAUGAGUGGUUUUUGCAGAUUCAACAGCAACAAUGAUUGCCCCAUUUGGACGAUGGAUGGGUGUUGAAAGGGUUAAUAUACUCCAGUAAACUCAUAAUCCUCCCAUCAAAGACUUGUGCAAUAAUUGAAGGAUAUCAUUUAACAGAAAACCUCAGCAAGUUUCGACUUGUUGAGAUUAUGUGAUUACGGGACUACACAAUAGGACCAUUGUUCAUCUCAAAUAAUGUUUUUCAGACGGCAACAGAGCACUUCAAACAGUGGACUAUUUAUUCAUCCGUGCUGGCAGUGUGCACACCAGUGAUGGCCGAGCUUUAUUGCAUAGGCUGAGCAUCAUGGAAAUGGAAUGAGCUGUUGCUGUUGUUAUAAACUUCAGAUCCACUCACACCAAAAGGAACCAAAGAUCGACUGACUUUUUGUUUCUUUAGGAAGCGGUGGAGAGGUGUCGGGGAUGACCACAGACCUGUGGUGGAGUCUGGUGGAUAUCAACGAGGAGCGCAGUGAGGAGCAGCAGAAAGCAGGAGGUGGGGAGGUCGUGGGUAGAUGGACCGACCUCCAUCAGGCAGCCUCUAGUGGCAACGUCCACCUGGUGAAGACGUACCUGCAACACGGUGCCCUCAUCGAUUCCAGGGAUGAAUACAGCUGCACUCCACUGCAUUAUGCAGCGUUUAACGGCUGCCAGGCCCUGGUGAAGUUUCUCCUGCACCGUGGGGCACAGGCGGAUGCCACGGACAAGCAUGGAUGGACGCCCCUCCACAGAGCCGCGUGGAACGGCCACACCCAGAUUGCCGUGCUCCUGCUGCGGCGUGGGGUGUCCACCAGCGCAUCCACCAGAUGCGGCCUGACGCCGCUGCACUGCGCCGCUGCAGGGGGGCACCUGCUGACCGUGCAGCAGCUGCUGAGUCACGGGGCGGGGCCCGACGCGUCCGACACACACUGCUGGACCCCGCUGCACUGGGCGGUGGUGAGCGACCAGUUGCAUAUCAUCGAGUUCUUCAUCUCCAAAGGAGUCUCCGUUCAGCGCACCACCUGGGGGGACAUGACCCCCUUGCACUUGGCUGCGGAGGUUGGGAACAGAGGAGUCAUUAAGUUGCUGAAGGAAAACGGGACGUGCAUCAAUGCUGAAGAUGCUGUGGGAAGGACAGCAUUGUCAAUCGCUGCUGCCAAUGGCUAUGAGGAGGUGGUGAUGGACCUGCUCGCCCACGGAGCGGUGGACACUGACAGUGCGUCCGCUCUUCAGGCUGCGGCGGCAAUCGGUCACUUUGGCAUCAUGGAGGCUCUGUCGCAGCGAGGGGUCGGCGUGGACGCCAGAGACGGCCUGAACAUGACCGCGCUGCACCGGGCAGCGGAGAGAGGCGACGCGGAGGUGGCGGAGUAUCUGAUCAACCGCGGGGCUGACAUAGAGGCGAGGGGCCGGCUGAUGAAAACCCCGCUCCACCUCGCCGCCGAGAGGGGGCACGAGCGGACCAUCCAAUUACUGCUGAACAAAGGAGCCGACAUGUACGCCACAAACCAGUGGUACGAAACGCCCCUCGACAACGUUUCCACACGAGCCUUUCAUGAUGGAUGUUGUCUGGUAGAAAAAUAAACCUUCCUGAGAAACACAAUUGACUCGGUGUUUAAGAAAGAACUGCAGAUGCUGGAAAAAUAGAAGGCUGUGCCCUCUGGUCCUAGACUCUCCCACUAGUGGAAACAUCCUCCCCACACCCACUCUAUCCAGGCCUUGGGCAAAUCUUGAACAAAACCUAAAAAAAAAUGUUUUUUCCCCCUGCAAAUAAACUUUAU
Molecule: messenger RNA, 1929 nt
Organism: Amblyraja radiata (thorny skate)
Lineage: Eukaryota; Metazoa; Chordata; Chondrichthyes; Rajiformes; Rajidae
Product: ankyrin repeat domain-containing protein 65
Exons: 5
Coding region: 596-1732 (378 amino acids)
Molecular function (GO): protein binding
Source: RefSeq, a predicted model, not a curated record